UAGCGGAAAUGAAAGCAGAUCUAGCCAACACACACCAACACAGUCUUCCUGCAUAUAAACACAGAGAGAGAGUGUGGACACAACAAGACGGCAGAGCAGCACAAGUAAAGAUCAGCUCUGCAGGAAGACGACACAAUCAUGCAGCUGGUGUUUCGAGCUGUGCUGGUGCUGAGCCUGGUCGUGCUCUUAAAUGCUACCAGGAGGAGCCAGUCAGUGAACUUAAGACAGAGAACCAGACCGAAAGGCAAGACUGUGAGACUGCUCCUGGACCCUUCAGUGCUGUCUCAUAUCACCAGUGUGUCUGCCUCAAACAUCGCCAAUAUGUCUCUGUCACCAUGGACAUACAGUCACUCGUUCGAGGCAUCUCGUCUGCCAAUGUGGAUCUCUCAUGCUAAGUGCCUGACCUCCGGCUGUCUGAGCCUGCAGGGGCUUGGAGAGGAUGCGGCCCUGAUGGCUAAACCUAUCUUCCACCAGGUCCUGGUCCUCCACAGAGUCCAAAGGCAGCGGCCCAACAAGAAAAGCGGGAAGAAGACGAAGAAGGGGUACACCUUUAGACUGGGGACGGAGGAGGUCGCAGUGGGCUGCACAUGUGUGAGGCCCAGUGUUUUACUACAGGAGACUUCUGUGAGCAAGGCUUGAAGCGUACUUUUUUAUUUUUGUCCAUAAUAAAUCUGUAUAACGCAAUGUAAUCACUGAAUCAAAGAAUCCUGUGUGUUUAAUAAUUUUUUAUACUGUUAAGACAAAGAAGCUUGUAGCGUAGCUGGAUGCUAACAAGCGGAAUAAAUCAUGUAAAUGUGUAUAUUUCUCUUGGCCUGCAUGAUGUGAGAUUUUGUCUUUUAAUCCCUAUAAUGUUUCACAUUUAUUAUAAAAAUCAUAUUUCAUUGUAAACAAUAUGAAAAACAUUUUAUUAAAGAUUUUGUUCAA
Labrus bergylta (ballan wrasse) is the source of this 924-nucleotide messenger RNA. It is a transcript of the gene il17a/f3, whose product is annotated as interleukin 17a/f3. Gene Ontology annotation, biological process: inflammatory response. The record is from RefSeq and is a predicted model, not a curated record. NCBI's taxonomy places the organism in Eukaryota, Metazoa, Chordata, Actinopteri, Labriformes, Labridae. Gene Ontology annotation, cellular component: extracellular region. Gene Ontology annotation, molecular function: cytokine activity.